Molecule: messenger RNA, 2088 nt
Organism: Varroa destructor (honeybee mite)
Lineage: Eukaryota; Metazoa; Arthropoda; Arachnida; Mesostigmata; Varroidae
Gene: Dysb
Product: dystrobrevin binding protein dysbindin
Source: RefSeq, a predicted model, not a curated record
GCACAAUAUCCAUAUUGUCCAUGUCGGUGUCAGUGUUUCUGUGUCCAUCUCAAUACGGCUAAAUGGAGCUCGUAUUGCUACUGUUAAUGUUAGAUGGCAAGAGCUGAUCUGCUGAUGUUGAUGGACAGUCCGUUAGACUUUCCAGCAGCAAUCCCGUCAAAUGGAUCAGGUGACGAUUGAUCUGUCUUGCUAGCUACUGGUAACAGGCGGACGGAAAUUUCUAUUACAGUGGGAUUUUAUAGGAUUGUGUUGAUCACAGAGUGCAGCGUAACCAUGCUACCCCGUAGUAUACAAUUGCCCGCCGUACUACAGGAUGCUUUAGCCCUCGGGGCGUCCACCCUAAGUGGUUCAUCUUCAGCUACAGCAGUGCAGACAUGCGGUACGCCCCUUACACCUCAACAGCAGAACGCUGGUAUGGAGCUCAUGUUAAGAAAUUCUGAUCGUAUCGACGAUCUCUGGUACAGGACUGAAUUAAAUAUAAACAAAAUAAAAGGGUGCGAUUUACACAUCGCCGAGUUGUACGCGAAUCUAGAAAUCAAACUGGCCUUAGUAAUGAAGCUGAAUAUGACGCUCACCGCUAUCGCGGACAUUAAGACACAGGCCGCCAAAUCGAAAGAGCUCCUCGCAAAGGUGGAACAGCAACUUGGGGAUUGCGCCGCAGCCAUGUUAAUCAUGGAUGAUACCAGAGAAAUGGUCGAAAUUAAGCGUCGAGAAGCGGCUGAAAGGGAAGCUCGUAACAAACAGCUUCAGGAAGAACGCCGGCGAACAUUCGAGGAAGAGUUUAAAAAAGAUCUUCUAAGGUUCAAGGAAACAGGCGAAGUUGAAGCGCCCCUUUGCCAGAUUGCAUCUCCUUGUGAUUUGUCGGAAAUCAAUCUCGAACAAGAUGAAGACGAUCAACAGGCUUUAAGUCGUUUUCUUGAGAGCAGUGGUGAGCAUGAUCCUGAAGACAAGGAUAGCGAUUUUAGAAGAAGCAAGUCGCUUAGCAAAAUGAGUGUGUUGUUAGAACCGAGCCUAAAUCCGUCUCAAGAUCUUAGCAGAGUAGAUAAUGAAGACGACCUGUGAGAAUCUGCUUCAGAGAUAUCUUAGCUUCUAGUAAUUGGGUUUGUUAUAGAAUGAGAACUUCGGUACGAUAAGUAAUGUAAAUGGAUUUGGAACCGUGCAAUAAGAUGGCUGUGUCGGCUACUGCCAUUAAGUAGGAGAAGCGUGCAAAUUUAUCUUGGGCUUUAUGUUGAUUUACAAAACUCCACAAUAAAAGUACGAUCGAUAGAACAGCGGCUCAAUAUAGAGCAUUGGCGCUAACAAGGAACAUGCACAAGAAAGUCCUAAUUUCUCUAGAAACAUAUAUAAUUCAACAAUAAGGUUCAUAAAGGAGUAUGUGCUUUGCUAGUGUCUAAAUAGGUAAGGAUGGAUAAUUCAUUAGAAUUAGGUGUCGGUAUUUUAACUGAGUAUCCUAAGGUAAAUCGUCUGAAGCAAUGCUUGACGGAAAUACCUGACGUAAACACCGAAAUAUUUAGACGAUCGUAAUAAUCUAUGCGAUAUGAAAGACGAAGUGUACAGAUCGACAUAGAACGAAAUAAACGACUUUUCCAUUAGGACGUUGCAUUUUCAUUGCUAGUUGUUGAAAAUAGUUGUAGAAAUUUCAUUACGAAAAAAAAUUCUAAGGAAGUUCUAAUAACUAGUACGCAGUUACCAGCGAUCGUCCUAAGCCCCCCAUGGAUGUCGAAUUUAAUAUUGAGUUGAUUCUUUUCAUUAUAAUAGAGAAUUAGGUUGGUUUUUCGAGGGAAAAAACGACGUUACGCGUGCGCAUACCAUCGGUUUUAAUUAGCCAAGCCUAUGUUGUUUCACCAUAACUCAUACGUUUAUUACUAGGUGAAGGCUGCAUGUUACACGUUCGAAGAUAUCAUAUAAAAUAAUAAAGGCUUGUAUUAUCUACAUUACGUAGAACAUUAUGCAUUAUUAUAACAUGCAUUAUAUUAGAACAAUCACAUGAUGAUUAAGUGUACCAACAGCUUAGGUGUAUCAUUUAAUAAAUACAUUGUAAUACACUUUCAAAAGGCAGUAAAUAAACCAAGAUUUUCUACGUAGCAG